Lithohypha guttulata is the source of this 1380-nucleotide messenger RNA. RefSeq names its product NADP-dependent glutamate dehydrogenase (gene GDH3). Gene Ontology annotation, cellular component: cytosol. Gene Ontology annotation, molecular function: L-glutamate dehydrogenase (NADP+) activity. Lineage: Eukaryota; Fungi; Ascomycota; Eurotiomycetes; Chaetothyriales; Trichomeriaceae. The transcript has 3 exons. The record is from RefSeq and is a predicted model, not a curated record. The coding region runs from base 1 to 1380 and encodes 459 amino acids.
AUGACUAACCUACCUUCCGAGCCCGAGUUCGAGCAAGCCUACAAGGAGCUCUCCUCGACCCUCGAGAACUCUUCCCUCUUCGAGAAGAAUCCAGAGUACAAGACUGCUCUCGCCGUAUCUGCCAUUCCCGAGCGAAUCAUCCAGUUCAGAGUUGUCUGGGAAGAUGACAAGGGUCAAUUGCAAGUCAACAGAGGUUACAGAGUGCAGUUCAACUCCGCUCUAGGCCCAUACAAAGGUGGACUCAGAUUUCACCCAACAGUGAAUCUAUCCGUGCUCAAGUUCUUGGGUUUCGAGCAGAUUUUCAAGAAUGCCUUGACUGGCUUGAACAUGGGUGGUGGAAAAGGUGGCGCAGACUUUGACCCCAAGGGCAAGUCGGACAAUGAGAUCAGAAGGUUCUGCCAGUCUUUCAUGAGUGAGCUCGGCAAGCAUAUCGGAGGCAACAUUGAUGUACCCGAAAUAGCUGGUGAUAUUGGUGUCGGAGGUCGAGAAAUUGGCUACCUCUUUGGACAGUACAAGAAGCAAACCAAAACCUGGGAAGGUGUCUUGACUGGCAAGGGUGGUGCCUGGGGUGGUUCUCUGAUCAGACCAGAGGCUACUGGUUACGGCUGCGUCUAUUACGUCGACCACAUGAUCAAGUACGCCAGUGGUGGCAAGGACUCUUUCGCAGGAAAGAAAGUCACGAUCUCAGGAUCUGGCAACGUCGCGCAAUUCGCAGCUCUAAAGGUUAUUGAGCUCGGUGGCACCGUCGUAUCCCUAUCCGAUAGCAAAGGCUCAAUAAUCGCAACAGAAGGAAAAGGCAUUACACCAGACAUGAUCAACAUCAUCGCAGACCUCAAGCUCAAGAGAAAGGCGCUCGCCGAUAUUGUCAGCACCAAGGACUUCAGCGAAGUCAAGUACGUCGAGGGCGCCAGGCCAUGGACUCACGUCGGCAACGUCGACGUCGCACUCCCAUCUGCCACGCAAAACGAAGUCUCCGGCGAAGAAGCCGAAGCCCUGAUCAAGGCAGGCUGCAGAUUCAUCGCCGAAGGCAGCAACAUGGGCUGCACCCAGGAAGCCAUCGACGCCUUCGAGAAGACAAGGUCAGAGAAGGGAGCCGACGCCCUCUGGUAUGCACCAGGCAAGGCUGCGAACGCUGGUGGUGUCGCUGUAUCAGGUCUCGAGAUGGCACAGAACUCCGCACGCAUAAAGUGGACCUCUGAGGAGGUGGACGCUAAGCUCAAGGACAUCAUGAAGAACUGCUUCGAGAACUGCCUAAACACUGCAAAGGAGUACAUAACGCCAAAAGAGGGUGAACAUCCUUCCCUGGUUGCUGGUGCAAAUAUCGCGGGAGCAGUCAAGGUAUUCAGAGCCAUGCACGAUCAGGGUGAUUGGUGGCACUAA